AUGGCGACUGGCCAACUUUUUUCGAAAACUACCCAAGCACUAUUCUACAACUACAAGCAACUUCCCAUCCAACGGAUGCUUGAUUUUGACUUCCUCUGUGGGAGAGAAACACCUUCUGUUGCUGGAAUAAUCAAUCCUGGUUCUGACGGUUUUCAGAAACUUUUCUUUGGACAAGAGGAAAUUGCUAUUCCAGUUCAUCCUACAAUUGAAGCUGCCUGCAAUGCACACCCAACUGCUGAUGUAUUUAUCAACUUUGCAUCCUUCCGGAGUGCUGCUGCCUCUUCAAUGUCAGCUUUGAAGCAGCCAACAAUAAGGGUUGUAGCCAUUAUCGCUGAGGGUGUUCCUGAAUCAGAUGCAAAGCAGCUAAUUAGUUAUGCACGUGCUAAUAACAAGGUCAUCAUUGGACCUGCAACAGUUGGAGGAAUUCAAGCUGGUGCUUUCAAGAUUGGUGAUACCGCUGGAACCAUUGACAACAUAAUUCAGUGCAAGCUUUACAGGCCUGGAUCUGUUGGUUUUGUGUCUAAAUCGGGUGGCAUGUCAAAUGAGAUGUACAACACCAUUGCCAGAGUGACCGAUGGUAUUUAUGAAGGAAUUGCAAUUGGAGGGGAUGUUUUCCCUGGAUCAACUCUGUCAGACCACAUUCUGCGUUUUAAUAACAUACCACAGGUUAAAAUGAUGGUGGUUCUUGGGGAGCUUGGUGGAAAAGACGAGUAUUCACUUGUCGAUGCAUUGAAACAAGGAAAGGUUCAGAAACCAGUCGUUGCAUGGGUUAGUGGGACAUGUGCACGUCUAUUCAAAUCAGAAGUGCAGUUUGGUCAUGCUGGUGCCAAGAGUGGUGGUGAGUUGGAAUCAGCACAAGCUAAGAAUCAGGCACUAAGGGAAGCUGGUGCAAUUGUGCCUACUUCAUAUGAAGCUCUAGAAAGUGCAAUUAAGGAGGCAUUUGACAAACUGGUUGAGGAAGGAAAAAUUUCUCCUGUGACUGAAUUUACACCUCCGUCCAUUCCUGAGGACCUUAAAACCGCAAUCAAGAGUGGGAAGGUCCGAGCUCCUACCCACAUCAUCUCCACUAUCUCUGAUGACAGAGGUGAGGAACCAUGCUAUGCUGGUGUCCCUAUGUCUACAAUUGUUGAACAGGGUUAUGGAGUUGGUGAUGUUAUCUCUCUUUUGUGGUUCAAGCGCAGCCUUCCUCGCUAUUGCACUCAGUUUAUUGAGAUAUGCAUCAUGCUUUGUGCCGACCAUGGUCCCUGUGUAUCUGGUGCUCAUAACUCUAUAGUUACUGCUAGGGCUGGAAAGGACCUUGUUUCCAGCUUGGUGUCCGGAUUAUUGACAAUUGGUCCCCGUUUCGGUGGAGCAAUUGAUGAUGCGGCCCGAUACUUCAAAGAUGCAUAUGACAGGAACCUCACGCCAUACGAGUUUGUUGAAGGCAUGAAAAAGAAGGGAAUCCGUGUGCCUGGGAUUGGUCACAGGAUUAAGAGCAGAGACAACAGGGAUAAGCGUGUGCAGCUUCUACAAAAAUAUGCUCACACACAUUUCCCUUCAGUCAAGUACAUGGAAUACGCCUCUCAGGUUGAGACCUACACCUUGUCAAAAGCCAACAAUUUGGUCCUGAAUGUCGAUGGUGCGAUCGGGUCACUUUUCUUGGAUCUUCUGUCUGGAAGUGGAAUGUUCACCAAACAGGAGAUCGAUGAGAUUGUGGAAAUUGGUUAUCUUAAUGGGCUCUUUGUGCUUGCACGUUCAAUUGGCCUGAUCGGGCACACCUUCGACCAGAAGAGGCUUAAGCAGCCGCUCUACCGUCACCCAUGGGAGGAUGUCCUGUACACCAAGUGA
Molecule: messenger RNA, 1827 nt
Organism: Miscanthus lutarioriparius
Lineage: Eukaryota; Viridiplantae; Streptophyta; Magnoliopsida; Poales; Poaceae
Source: the annotation of a GenBank genome assembly